CUGCGCCCAGAACCUCUGUCUCCACGUGGGUUCCGUAGAGAAACUGCCGCUAGGGAUCAUGGCGGGUGCCGAGACUCGGGACGCGGCAGAAGCCGAAGCCUCGCAGCCUCAGAAGCGCUACUAUCGACAGCGGGCUCACUCCAACCCCAUGGCAGACCAUACACUGUGCUACCCUGUGAAGCCAGAGGACAUGGACUGGUCUGAGCUAUAUCCAGAGUUCUUCACUCCACCGACUCAAAAUCAGAGCCACGAUGACCCAAAAGAUGAGAAAGAAAAGAGAGCUCAGGCCCAAGUGGAGUUUGCAGACAUAGGCUGUGGUUAUGGUGGCCUGUUAGUGGCACUGUCACCGCUGUUCCCAGACACACUGAUGCUGGGUCUGGAGAUCCGGGUGAAAGUCUCAGACUAUGUACAAGAUCGGAUUCGGGCCCUACGAGCAGCUCCUGGAGGUGGCUUCCAGAACAUCGCCUGUCUCCGUAGCAAUGCCAUGAAACAUCUUCCUAACUUCUUCCGCAAAGGCCAGCUGACAAAGAUGUUCUUCCUCUUCCCUGACCCACAUUUCAAGCGGACAAAGCACAAGUGGCGAAUCAUCAGCCCCACACUGCUGGCAGAAUAUGCCUAUGUGCUGAGUGUUGGGGGGCUGGUAUAUACCAUAACUGACGUGCUGGAGCUACAUGACUGGAUGUGCACCCAUUUUGAAGGGCACCCCCUGUUUGAGCGUGUGCCUUUGGAGGAGCUGAGUGAAGACCCCAUUGUGGGACAUCUGGGCACCUCAACCGAGGAGGGAAAGAAAGUUCUACGCAAUGGAGGGAAGAAUUUCCCAGCCAUCUUCCGAAGGAUACAGGAUCCCACCCUCCAGGCAGUGACCCCUAGUCCCACCCCUCCUGGUCACUGACUUUGCCUUUGCUGACCUGGCCUUAGCUGGACCCCAUCUUCCAGGGACUGGAAAGAAGACUGGGCCCCUGGACCUUCCCUGCUGAGCCUGCUAGGGCUGAGAGGCAGCAGUCUCUCAAAGAAGUUGAAGAAUUACCCCGGGCAGAACCCUGAAGUACAUGACUACCCCUGACUCCUCUCACCUUGCCUUUCCAAUAACAGCAGAAAGCAAAAGCAGCUGACUGGGAAGGUCAAAAGACCUUGGACCAGAAGGGGAUCCUUGGAAGAGAGCGGGGUCUUGCUCUCCCUUAGCACUCCCUUCUCCUUCUAGGAUCUCUCCUCAGCUAGAGUGAGCAAUGCAAUUCUCCACUCUCCAUCUAAACUGCCUGCUAGGCUCACAUCACCUGCCCACUAUGUUUACUUUGUUAUUCUGGGGUAACAUGUAUAUAUGUGCAUGUGCCCAUGCUGCUAUUACCCAGGCAAGGCUAGAGCGUGUAUCAUUCCUGUCCUCUCCCUGCGUAAGACUUGACCUGGGGAACCUGUGCUCUCUUUAUUGUUGCUGUCUCUGGAGAGACCCUGGGGAGGGUGUGAUGGUGGAGACCCUCUCCUUUUCCUUGUUAACAUUCACUUUGAUUGCAGAACCUGAGAGCUGACUGGCUGGCACAGAGCCUGCUUGGGGGUAGGGGUAGGGUAAGGUGGUGAGGAGCAGAAAGCUGAACCUGGGAGGAUUCUGAAGCUAAAAGUGGAAAGGGGCUGCUGACUAGAAAGCCCCGGCAAAGGGGAUGAGUCGGCUGGAGAUUCAGAGCACUCGCCUAGCCCUUCCUCCAUACGGGAGCCCAGACAAAUCUCUGAACUUGUCUAAUUUGCAAAAAAGUUCUUUCAUUGCUGUUACUCAAGCCCCAAAUUCCCAUGGCUGGAGGACAGGGCUUGUUAACCCAAAAAACCAACCUGCCUCUCCGCAAGGAAUAAAGACGAAGGCUCCUGGAGCCAUUUUAACUCAUUAA
This is a messenger RNA of Sus scrofa (pig), 1874 nucleotides long. RefSeq names its product methyltransferase 1, tRNA methylguanosine (gene METTL1). Gene Ontology annotation, cellular component: tRNA methyltransferase complex. Gene Ontology annotation, biological process: RNA (guanine-N7)-methylation; tRNA methylation. Gene Ontology annotation, molecular function: tRNA (guanine(46)-N7)-methyltransferase activity. The record is from RefSeq and is a predicted model, not a curated record. Lineage: Eukaryota; Metazoa; Chordata; Mammalia; Artiodactyla; Suidae.